Molecule: messenger RNA, 823 nt
Organism: Fragaria vesca subsp. vesca
Lineage: Eukaryota; Viridiplantae; Streptophyta; Magnoliopsida; Rosales; Rosaceae
Exons: 4
Coding region: 30-632 (200 amino acids)
Biological process (GO): sphingoid catabolic process
Cellular component (GO): endoplasmic reticulum
Source: RefSeq, a predicted model, not a curated record
UUUUGAAAUUUUCUGGGGGAUUCUGAAAUAUGGGGAAGACUGGAUUGUUCGACCUUGAGAAGCACUUCGCUUUCUAUGGAGCUUAUCACAGCAAUCCGAUCAACAUAGCGAUACAUAUGAUCUUCGUCUGGCCCAUCUUUUUCACAGCUCUGUUGAUCCUCUAUUUCACGCCGUCGAUUUUCAACGUGGAGCUUUCACUGUUUGGGAGCAGCCAUGUCGUUCUGGCUUUCAACGUCGGCUUCUUGCUGACUUUGAUCUAUUCGCUGUUCUACUUCUUCCUUGAUGCUAAAGCUGGUUCCUUGGCUGCUCUGCUUUGCUUCAUUUGCUGGGUCGGCAGUAGCUUCCUUGCGUGUCGACUCGGGUUUUCGCUUGCUUGGAAGGUUGUUCUGGUGGCUCAGAUAGUGUGUUGGACUGGACAGUUUAUUGGCCAUGGGGUCUUUGAGAAAAGGGCACCGGCUUUGUUGGACAACCUUGCGCAGGCGUUUAUAAUGGCUCCUUUCUUUGUUUUGUUAGAGGCUCUGCAAAGCUUCUUUGAUUAUGAACCGUAUCCGGGGUUUCAUGCAAUAGUUCAGGCGAAAGUUGAUGCUGAAAUUACUGACUGGAAAGAUAAGAAGCAGAGACUGGUAUCAUAGUCUGCAUUUGGAUUUGUGUUUCAGUGAUGUGUAUUUUACUGUUGUUUCAGUGGUGUGAAAUAUGCUCUUAUAUCUGAGAAUAGGAAAAACCAUAGUACUUCUAUCCAUGUAUACUGUAUACCUGUUUUGAUUUGAAGUUUUGUAAAUUGAAUAUAUUACAUGAAUGGAAAAGGACCAUGUUUUCUGAUAAC